GACAACCACUGCCCCAACGGUUUCAAUCGCAGAAAUCAAGCCAGACGGAUUGGUGCGUUGACGGAGUGAUAAACGACUUACGUCGCGACUGUAACGGAAGAAUUUAAAUUUAUGUUUUGAAUGAAAGUAAAUAAAACCAAGUCUAACUCGAUAAAUAAACUAGAUAGCUCUUUUACUGCAUAAAAACAAAAGGACCUGGUAUCAGAAAAAAUCACAAUACUCGUUUUAAAUCUCAGCCUUGGCCGUGCAACAAUAUUCCGGAGAUAAAUAACAAUCGCCUGGUCGGUCCGUUGGUAAUUGCAACAGCCACAAAUCAGGCAGUAAAAUCGGAUUUGCAAUCUUGGGAAAGAAGAAGCGGACGCCACAGCUUCCUCAGAUUGUUUUGUUGUGUCUUCGUCGUGUUUCGUGUGUGUUGUUGUUGUGUGUGUGUGUGUGUGUGGUUUUGUGCGGCAACAAAGUCAAAGUCGUCGAAGCUGCUGCGAAACGUGAAAUGCAAAUUGAGGCAAUAGCAAAGUAAAACAAAAACAAAACAGAGACAAUAACCAGCAACGCAUUGCAACAAAAAUACAGACAAGACAACAAAACGGUUUCGCGUGUGUUGAAAAAUUGCAUUGCAAAUUAACAGGCAACAACAAAAAUAAUAAUAAUAAUAACAAAAACAACAACGCAACGCGCAACAAAAAAUUGCGCGCCAAAAGCGAAAGAAACAAAAGGAUUACACAAAUAAACAAACCCAAAGCAGAAGCAGCUGAGCGAGAGAGACGGCGAAAAAUCAAAACACAUCUCGGCGAGAGGCAGAAAUUCCAGUUUAACGGCCCACCACCACCACCACCCCAUCCCUCACCCAUCACCUCCCCCUCUCAGAAGGACUUGGAGCAUUUGUGAUACGGCAUUCAGGCACAGUCUGACAGAGGCUGAGAACGCGGCCGGAACGAUGAUGUCCAUGACCAGCUCCCCGCCGGCCACGCCCACCGGCGUGCAAACGGACUCCGAUGGCCUGAUACUCCCUAAGAAGCUAAUUAAUCCCUGCAUGGAGAGCACCGAUCGCAAGGAACUGCAUCGAGAGCUCAAGUUUAAUGCCAGAAUUGGUAAAAGCGUGCUAAACCAGAAAUCGGAGCUGCAACGUGCCUACGACAAGCAAAAGGAGCGCCAUGCGGCCGCCGAACAUCAUUCGCCGGAUGCGGAAACUGUCGGAGGUAUUCCGGGACUUAAAGGUGAACUCGGCAGGGUGAUCAUGGAGCGGGCACAGAAGCACGAGGCGGCGGCCCAGAAACAGGAUCAGGAGGAGGCCGAGGAGCGUCAGUACGUCAAUCCCGAGUAUCUGAAUGUCCGGGCUAAGCUUCGAACGGCGCACGCUGCCAACAAUUAGAGAAGGAGUCUUUCCAAUCCUCAUUUUGUUUAAUGUUUAAUGUUUAAUUUAAAUAACAAUCGUAACCAAAUUGUGUGAGGAAGUAAUUAUGUUUAAUACGUUGACUUUAUAGCAGUUUUCAUUUUGAUAUUAUGCAAAACUAGUUGUUUGUAAUUAACUUUUACGCCUAGACCUAAGUCAUUUAAUCGUUUAAUUUGUUAGUUUUUAAUAUUCUUCGCUAUGUUUUCCCUUUGUGUGUAUAAACCAUGUGUAUAAAAUUAUUUUUUCUAUUCUCCAUUUCUUCCAAAAACAAAAACACAACAAAUGCAAAUGCAACAAAAAUUAAUGAAAUGAGAAAAAUUUGAAACACUUUUGGGUGUCAAUAAUGUAUUUAGUGUAGUUAUGUGUACUAUAUCUAUAUCAAUUAAUUUAGUGGAGAACGAUAAUGCUGUAAACAGGGGUAUAAGAUAGAAAGUAAGACAGAGAUACAGACCGAGAACAUGGGAGAAUGAUAUUGGAUCUAUAUAGAAACAAACUAUUUUAUGUCAAGCUAAGAAAUUUAAACAGAUUACAGAACUAUAUACAACAUAUAUCUAUAUACAAAUUUUAGUUUCUGGAAUUAAUAAAACCUUUUAAUGUAGGAACAAGUUAUCAAUGCCAA
Drosophila ananassae is the source of this 2009-nucleotide messenger RNA. RefSeq names its product protein FAM107B. The transcript has 3 exons. The coding region runs from base 935 to 1369 and encodes 144 amino acids. The record is from RefSeq and is a predicted model, not a curated record. Lineage: Eukaryota; Metazoa; Arthropoda; Insecta; Diptera; Drosophilidae.